AUGGCUUUACAAGACGUCAGUGGCUUUCAGGACACCCCUAUGUCUCACAUGUGGAACACUCCUGCCUCACUAUCUGGGCCUAUGGGAGAUACCACUCCUCUCCUGGACAUGGCUGAUGAAAGGAUCCUUGGUUGGGGAAGGUUUAAAUCAUCUGAGAGAGAUAGAGGGGUCCCUCUGCGCUUUUUCAUACCUACUCCUCAGAGCUCUGUUCCUUUCCGCUGUGACAACAGACACACGUCCCUUUCUUCCCUGUCCACCUCCUCAUCACCGCCCACCCGCCGCCCAUUCCCUUUGUCUCAUGGAACCACUACCCUGGCCUUUGUGUUCCAAGGAGGUGUUAUAGCAGCGGCAGACACACGUGCCAGCUGCUCAGGGCUUGUCGCCUGUCCCUCUGCCCAGAAGAUCCUGCCCAUCCACUCCCAUUUACUGGUCACCACUUCAGGCAGUGGUGCAGACUGCAUGCUAUGGGAGAGAAUCCUGGCCAGAGAGAUCCGCCUUUACCAGCUACGCCACGGCCGCCGCUUGUCAAUUACUGGCUCUGCCAAGCUCCUCUCUCAUAUGCUGCACCCCUUUAAGGGGACUGAUGUGUGUGUGGCAGCCACUCUUUGUGGCUGGGAUCGUUGUGGCCCAAAGCUGUUCUAUGUGUGCAGUGAUGGCACCCGGCUGCAGGGAGAGCUCUUCUCGGUUGGCUCAGGUUCGCCUUAUGCUUACGGAGUGCUGGAUGGAGAGGUGCGGUGGAGCCUGAAUGAGGAGGAGGCUAUCUCAUUGGCCAGAGAAGCUGUGUACAGGGCCACACACAGAGAUGCAUAUUCAGGGAACUGUGUGGACCUUUUCCACAUCACUGCCCAAGGAUAUUGCCGAAGAGACAGGGAGGAUCUGAGAGAGGAGUACCACAGAAAGCGGGAGAGGGUGCUGAAGAGGGGAAAAGAAGAGAGUGAGCAAGAUAAGAAAUAG
Molecule: messenger RNA, 954 nt
Organism: Oncorhynchus tshawytscha (Chinook salmon)
Lineage: Eukaryota; Metazoa; Chordata; Actinopteri; Salmoniformes; Salmonidae
Product: proteasome subunit beta type-11-like
Exons: 2
Coding region: 1-954 (317 amino acids)
Cellular component (GO): proteasome core complex
Molecular function (GO): threonine-type endopeptidase activity
Source: RefSeq, a predicted model, not a curated record